AAAAGACCAGAACAAGCCAAGCUAAAAUUGCCACUCCCUUCAGUCGAAAUUUAUACAUAUUAAACCGAAUCGAAUGGACGAUGAGCAACUUCCAGUACCUGUUUAAGGUUCUCAUCGUGGGUGACACAGGCGUGGGCAAAUCCUCCCUGAUGAUGCGUUUCACGGAGAACAAAUUCCUCGAGAACUACAUAUGCACGGUGAGCAUGGAUAUCAGGGCGAGCUACGUGGAGCUGCUCGAGGGUAAGAUGAUGCUGGAGGUCUGGGACACCACCGGCGACGAGCGCUUGAAGUCGGCGAUGCCGGCCUUUUAUCGUGGUGCCCAUGGCGUACUGCUCGUUUACGACAUAACGUCGUCCAAAAGUUUCGAAAACAUCGGUGGCUGGCUGAAGGAGAUAAUGCGCAUGUGUCCGGAUAAGCUGAACGUCGUGCUGGUGGGGAACAAGUGUGAUGAUCUGGACCAUCGCCAGGUGGACCCUGAGCAGGCCCUCCAAUAUGCCCGUCGUCGGGGAUUCCACUCUGAUGUGGUUUCCGCCAAGAGUGGCGAGAAUGUAUAUAACUUAUUCCGUUCGUUGACAUUUGACAUGCACGAUCGUAUUGUGCGUCACGGGAAGUUCGAGGACAUUAGAGAGCUACCGGAUGAACCAACUAAUCCAGCUGACACAGAUCGCCAGGGGGGCAAUGACCCCAAUACCUGCCGUUAA
Messenger RNA from Drosophila simulans, 701 nucleotides. It is a transcript of the gene Rab9E, whose product is annotated as ras-related protein Rab-13. Lineage: Eukaryota; Metazoa; Arthropoda; Insecta; Diptera; Drosophilidae. Gene Ontology annotation, cellular component: plasma membrane; synaptic vesicle; endosome. Gene Ontology annotation, biological process: Golgi vesicle fusion to target membrane; regulation of exocytosis; protein localization to plasma membrane. Gene Ontology annotation, molecular function: GTP binding; GTPase activity. The record is from RefSeq and is a predicted model, not a curated record. The coding region runs from base 81 to 701 and encodes 206 amino acids. The transcript has a single exon.